This is a messenger RNA of Anopheles darlingi, 3049 nucleotides long. It is a transcript of the gene TBC1D23, whose product is annotated as TBC1 domain family member 23. Gene Ontology annotation, biological process: retrograde transport, endosome to Golgi. The transcript has 3 exons. The coding region runs from base 284 to 2509 and encodes 741 amino acids. Gene Ontology annotation, cellular component: trans-Golgi network. The record is from RefSeq and is a predicted model, not a curated record. NCBI's taxonomy places the organism in Eukaryota, Metazoa, Arthropoda, Insecta, Diptera, Culicidae.
CCUGGGAAAAACGUUUGCGUGUCACUUUUCGAUUUUGUUGGCACCGUGAAGAAAAAAAAUAAUUCGAGGAAAAAUUGGAGCGAAUUUCCAGAAAACAACGUUGUUUCGUGGUCUUUUCAGCUGAUUAGUGAAAUCCUGUGGAUAGUAGACUUUCCCGUACCAUGGUAGCGUUUCACGGUCUCCCCGUGUGAGAACGAGACUUCCUGAUAACGAGAACCCAUCUUCGGCAAACAAAAGCGAAACCUCCGUGAAAGUUGUCCGGUUGCCCAAUACCUUUGCCUCGAUGGAGGACAGUUUGUGGCUCAUCGAACUCGAGUCCGCGCUGCAGGAUGAUUGCACUGUCGACGACAUUUACGCAAUAUGCCACGGCAAGGCGCUGCCGGAGGCCCUACGGCUGGACGUGUGGCAAGUGUGCCUGGGGGUGCGAAACAAGAUGGACCAGCUGUCGCAACACUUCAACGACAUCUACGAUUUGCCCUUCCAGGCGCAGCUGCACGCAAAAUGCGAAGAGAUCGUUGGCCAAAUUGGAAAUGAUGAGGACAAAGUGUCGGUAGUGUGCGAUCUCGAGUCGAUGCUUACGUUCUACUGCAAAAACCGUAACCUCAUCUACGAGUCGAACAACGGCUGGGUGGAGCUCAUGUUGCCGUUGCUGUCCUUGAAGCUCAUCCGCUCCGACACUUACAAUCUGUUCGAAUCCAUCCGUGAUACUUACAUUCCAAAAGGUUGCACCAAAAACGGAACAGUGUUCAACGUGUUCCGGCUGUUGCUGCUUUACCAUGAUCCCGAGCUGUGCACGAUCCUGGAUACGAAGCGCAUCACACCGGAUUGCUACGCCAUGGCGUGGUUUCAGUCGCUUUUCGCUUCCACCUGUACACUGCCGGUCGUGCUGUCGAUGUGGGAUCUUUAUUUCCAGCAAUCCGACCCGUUCCUGAUCUUCUUCCUCAGCUUGAUCGUGCUGAUCAACCAGCGCGAUCAGAUACUGGCGAUGAAGAGCUGCACGAAGGAGGAGCUGAUCAGCUUUCUAGUCAAUAUGCCGUGCAGCAUCGAAUCGGAUGAUGUGCUCGAUUUCUGCACGCUGGCCCAGUAUUACUCCGUCAAGACGCCGGCCUCGUUCAAACGGGAUUUGCUGCAAGUCCUGUUUGGUGCUCAGAGCAGUACGACCGAACCGUCGGUUGUCUCGCAGGCCCUUUGCCUACCGGUCUCGGUGCAGGAGCUGAUAGAGAAUGCAUCCAUCCAGAAUCCGCAUCCCGAGGCGGUACGCUUCUUUCUGGUCGACUGUCGCCCUGCAGAACAGUACAACUCCGGCCACCUUUCGACGGCAUUCCAUCUCGACAGCAACCUGAUGCUACAAGAACCGGAAGCAUUCCAGACCGCGGUGCAGGGUUUGCUGCGUUCGCAGCGUAAUGCAAUCGAUGCAAACUCGAAUGCCGGCGGAGAGCAUCUGUGCUUUUUGGGAUCGGGCCGAUUGGAGGAGGAUCAGUACACACACAUGGUCGUUGCAUCGUUUCUACAGAAGGGCACCAAGUACGUCUCUCUGCUGACUGGCGGCUAUGAAGCGAUUCACGACUACUUCGGAGACUCGAUGGUCGAUUGCCUCGAAGAUCACGAUCCGCUAAAGUGUUUGCAGUGCAACCGUGAGCAACUACGGUACGGUGGUGGCGUUAGUGGUAAAGGAAAAGGCUCGAUUAACAAUAACAACACUAGUAGCAGCAUCAAUAAACGCGCUAGCAACAGCGGAGUGGAUAGCGGAAACAGCAGUGCAACGAACAGCCUUAAACGUGGCGGUGCUCAGAAAGGUGGAAAUUAUGCCAACAACAACGACAGCACGGGAGGACAGGCGGGAGAUCGAAAAUCGACGAUCGAUUUGUUCAGUAAAUUGUCGCUUGCGAUGAAGACCAAAUCGGCCGAGGUGCGCGAGAAGCUGAUCGAUUACAUUUCCAUGCCGACCGGAGCCGCCAGUGGACAGGGCGGUCAGACGGAGAAGCAUGUUUCGCGGAACGAUCGCAACGGUAAGCGGUACCGAAAUGUGCCGCCCGUGUUUAGCAUCGGUGAAGAUCACGACGAUGAUGAUGAGCUAAAUUCGGCUGCCAGUGAGUCAUCUGCGAGCACCGUUCCCCGGAAUCGUUUGCAGGAUGGUUCCGAUGUGACCGAUGAUGUGGUAUCGAUACAAGCCUUCCUCAAGGGACCGGACGUAAUCCGUCAUUUCAAGUGCCAGGAGGUGCAUCUGAACGGAUACAUGUACGAUAGCUAUCUGCUCGUAACAGCCACUCAUCUACUGGUGCUGCGUGAACUCGAGAAACGCAAAGAUCGGGCGCGCAUCAUCGUACGCCGGCCACUUCAAAGUAUCGUGAAAAUAACGGCCAAGAAGAGGCAUCGGGAUUUGAUCACGUUCAAGUAUGGUUACCCGGAAGAGGAGAACCUCGUCGUGACCGACAUGGAUCGGUUUCUCAUACCGAACGCCAGCGAAGCGACUGAACUCAUCUCUCGGCAUAUAAUUAAGCAAACCUAAGGCUUCGGCUACCCUUUAUGUCCCAACUGAGGAGUGGUGUCAGAAGGAAAGAUGAGAGUGAGAGAUAGAGAGACCGUUUAACGGGUAUUUUAGAGCUGUUUUUAUUUGCCUUGUUUCGAUAUCAGUCCAGCCAUUUUAGCUUUUGCCGUCUUUGGAUGUUGCGUCUUACGAUUAUGAAUGUUUAUUUAUGUUUUAUCUAUGCGUUACUGUGGCCGGCUUAAUCUUAUUGUUAACAUCUUUGAACGAUCUUCCUACCCUUGGAGCCGUGACUUCUGCGUUUUUCUGAUUUCGUGUGCUGCACCCAUCAUAGCGAUGCUUAGUGCACUGUAUAUAGAGAACUGUAGAAAGUCAUGCAGCCAUUUUUUCUUCGAUUUUCUUAACAAUUAAUUGUGGACGUCAUAACGAUCCCUUUCCCGGUGUAUCUUAAGCUGGUAAUGAAUAUAGUGAAAUGCGUGCGUAGAAAAAUAAAAUCCAGACCAAAUGAUCCCUUCCCUUUCUCGCUGUGCAAAUGAGGAAUAGCAGUGGAUGUUGUUACUUAAA